CAUAGUGAUGUGGACUGGAGAGCAACAAUGGCAUAUAGGACAGUCCAUCAGGUCUUAUAGUCCUAAAUUAGGUAUACUCCUAAAACUGGAGAGGAUCAGAAAGUCACUACCUGCUGCAGAUAUACACAGGACUGGAGCAUGCCGACCCCGGGAGUAAAGGGUGCGCGGGAGCCGGCCAAAAAGAGUGCACCUGGAGCUGGAGCUGGUGAGAAGCGCAGGAAGGGCCCAUGGAUUACAGAGCCUCGGAAGCCAGGCUGGGCAUUGACUCAGGAGAGGCUGGCAGCCUUGUCCCCCACACUACGCCAACGCCACCUGCUCUUUGGCGACGUACUUGACGACACAGGCGAGGUAACCUCCAUGUUUCCACGCGAGUCGGUGGAGUUACCCUACGGCAUGCCCGACCCGCGCACCUGGACACAGGCAUUAGAGCUACCAUCUGAGCGUCAAGAUCGGCUUCUGGGCACUCUUAAGGCCGCAGAAGCCCGGAGUCGAGUCCGAGCCCUGCGGUUGCGCUACACCCGAAUGCGGGCAGAGGAAAUCUCUCUACUGAUCCAGAAGCAGAGCUCCGCGCGCGCCGCCAUCCGACUGGAAUUGUUCCUACCACCCCAACUGAAGCCCACCAAGAUCCCUGAUCCUCUGGACCGACAAGAGCGGAGGCGUGUUGAGACAAUCCUGGAAGAGGAGGUAGAUGGCAAUAUCUUCCCUCGAUGACCGAGACCUUGGCGUUCAUAGACCCUAGGUUACAGCGGCUCCCCACCGUCUCAUAUAAAGUUCUUUUUCGAGGGU
Molecule: messenger RNA, 786 nt
Organism: Mastomys coucha (southern multimammate mouse)
Lineage: Eukaryota; Metazoa; Chordata; Mammalia; Rodentia; Muridae
Gene: Lkaaear1
Product: LKAAEAR motif containing 1
Exons: 4
Coding region: 139-711 (190 amino acids)
Source: RefSeq, a predicted model, not a curated record